AUGUCUCGCGCGACGCCGUCUCUCUUUCCCUGCACCAUUACCUCGCCAACCCUGUCCGUGGCCGUGGCUUCAGCACCUUCAACACCAAAGUUUGAUGUCAUGCUCGCUCGCAGCCCCCGCCGCCGCUCGCCUGAGAGAGCCAGCGUCCGACGAUCCAUCUUGCCCCCGCUACCCCCCGAUCGGUCCGCCGUACAGCCAUCGUCUUCGCCGCGACCUCACGCUUCCACAUCAUCAGCAUCAGCCCCGCCUGUUGCCAAGAAAACACGCCGCUCUAGAAAUCCGCCCUCACAGACGAAUCCGCCGUCGACGCCGGGCCGAAGACGAAUGCAGUCGCCUCCCUGCUGGCAGUCGCUGCGUCAAGGAACCCGCACCAUCCUCUCCCCAGUGCAGUGGGGCGAGGACACCAUCACCGACAUCACCGACAUCACCGACAGAGAAUCCUUCACCAACGGGACCUCCUCCGCACGUCUCAGCGGCGAGGACGAACAAUUUCUCCUUUCGUUCGAGGACCAAGACUUUUCGUCUCCGUCAAGUUAUCCGUCCUUCUCCACAAGCUUGCCAGCUGGCAAGCCGCCCGAGCUACACCAGGCUGCAAAUGACUUCCUUCAGGCCUCUGUUUCUAGCCCCAGCUCCGUCGCCUCCCCGCCUUGCCGCAGCAAACGACCCUUGGCUGCCUCAUCACGGUCUACCACGCAAUUGACUUCCUCAACUGUGGACGAAUCGCGCAGUUUGCUGUUUUUCGAUGAGACCGAUGGUCCCUUUUCUCAGAGGCCGCCAACAACUAGCUCUUUCUCUGACACGAUCCAGCAACCGUCUCGAAUGCAGCAUUUUCUCCGCGACAUCUCCGCUGCGAACAAGCGACAGAUUACUCCCCAAUCCAAUAUCGCUGUCAAUUACGCAAGCGUGGAGCCGUUGGCGUUGCCGACCAUCCGCGACGGAGAGUCGUUUGGAGAUUCUGUAACAACGCAUGGGUCGUCUGACCUUGUCGGCGGUGAAGACUUGGCCGCAAUCGAUUUGACGGAAGCAAACGAAGUCCCGGGGCAUCUCAGGAAGCCCGAGGUGGUGGAUAAUAUGACCAAGAUUUCGCAGUUUCAGUGUGUCAUUUGCAUGGACGAUGCCACCACUCUUACUGUGACCCAUUGUGGCCACCUUUAUUGCGCACAGUGUUUGCAUUCCUCUCUUCAUGUCGAAGCCACCAAAGGGAAAUGCCCCAUGUGUAGAGCCAAAAUCGACAUGAAACCGAGACAAGCAUACAACAGCAAGACCAAGGGCUUUUGGCAACUGGAGCUGAAGCUGAUGACUGCCACGAGAAAGGGCAAGCGAAAAGCUGAUGACCUGUCGUGA
Molecule: messenger RNA, 1344 nt
Organism: Ustilaginoidea virens
Lineage: Eukaryota; Fungi; Ascomycota; Sordariomycetes; Hypocreales; Clavicipitaceae
Exons: 2
Coding region: 1-1344 (447 amino acids)
Biological process (GO): ubiquitin-dependent protein catabolic process
Cellular component (GO): endoplasmic reticulum
Molecular function (GO): ubiquitin protein ligase activity
Source: RefSeq, a predicted model, not a curated record